This is a messenger RNA of Eupeodes corollae, 1569 nucleotides long. RefSeq names its product opsin Rh2-like. Gene Ontology annotation, biological process: phototransduction; visual perception; G protein-coupled receptor signaling pathway. The coding region runs from base 255 to 1385 and encodes 376 amino acids. Gene Ontology annotation, molecular function: G protein-coupled receptor activity. The record is from RefSeq and is a predicted model, not a curated record. Lineage: Eukaryota; Metazoa; Arthropoda; Insecta; Diptera; Syrphidae. The transcript has 5 exons. Gene Ontology annotation, cellular component: membrane.
CAUAGCUUCAACUGGUAUUUGAUACUCCUCAGUCCUCAUAGCUGAAUGGCGGCAAUUGGCGUAUAGAUGACACUGCUCUCUAUACGACCAUUUAAUCGGAAAUCAAAUUGAUUUAUUUUAUAUAAAAACAGAAAAAAUAUAUAAAUAUUCGUAACGUUUUACUAUCGCUCGUAAGCCCUAUUUUAGUAGGCACUAUUUUUUAGUUUUAAAAAACCAGUGGCAGAUGUGAUUUUAAGUGUGAAUGAAAAAAUAUCAUGCAGAUGGAUGGUUUUGGUGAUUCUUUAAAUUCUGGACCUCAAUCAGCAGCCCAAUAUGCAAAUGGAUCAGUUCUUGAUAGAGUCACUCCGGAUAUGGCUCAUUUGGUCAAUCCCUAUUGGAGUCGAUUUCCACCCAUGGACACAAUGUGGAAUCAAAUUCUUGGAAUUUUCACCUUUAUCAUUAUGGUCAUAUCUUGUGUGGGCAAUGGUCUGGUUGUUUACAUCUUCGGAGGAACAAAAUCCCUACGCACGCCUGCAAAUCUUCUCGUCAUCAACUUGGCCUUCUCGGACUUUAGCAUGAUGCUAACGCAGUCACCCAUCAUGAUUAUCAAUUUCUACUACGAAACCUGGAUUCUUGGACCAUUCAUGUGCGACUUCUAUGCCUUGUGUGGCUCAAUGUUUGGCUGCAUUUCGAUAUGGUCCAUGUGCAUGAUUGCCUUUGACAGAUACAAUGUAAUAGUGAAAGGCGUCUCCGGCACACCCAUGACCAUCAAGCUGGCUACCAUGAAAAUUCUGGGUAUUUGGACGUUUGCAACUCUGUGGACAGUAACACCCAUGCUUGGCUGGAGUCGUUACGUUCCAGAAGGAAAUUUGACCGCAUGCAGCAUCGAUUAUAUGACAAGAGACUGGAAUCCCAGAUCCUAUCUCAUCACGUAUUCCUUGUUCGUUUACUACACGCCAUUGUUUCUCAUCUGUUUCUCCUAUUGGUAUAUCAUUGCGGCUGUUUCGGCGCACGAGAAGGCAAUGCGGGAACAGGCCAAGAAGAUGAACGUUAAAUCCUUGCGAUCCUCGGAGGACACUGAAAAGAGUGCCGAAGCCAAGCUGGCGAAAGUGGCUUUGACAACCAUAUCACUGUGGUUCGCCGCAUGGACACCGUAUCUGGUGAUAUGCUAUUUCGGAUUAUUCAAAAUAGAUGGCCUUACCCCAUUUGCAACCAUUUGGGGUGCCACACUAGCGAAGUCUAGUGCUGUUGUUAAUCCCAUUGUUUACGGGAUAAGUCAUCCGAAGUAUCGAAUUGUACUUAAGGAAAAAUGUCCUUGCUGUGUGAGUGAGGAAAAGGCACCACCUGCUGCUGCUGCUUCUGCUGAAAAUGGUGAUACCAAUACUGAAGCUGAAAGCAAGGCGUAAAUUAAAUCAAGGCUUGCUAUUAAUUUUUAAAAUAUGUAGGAGUGCUCGUAGUUAUUGUGGAAGUUAAAGAAAAUUGAUUCAAUAUCCAAAGGGGAUACAAAAAUACAAAAAAAAAAUAUAUAUGUAUAUUAAUUUUGCAACCCAAAUAAAACAUGUGGAGAUUAUUUGAAGUUUCUUUUGAAUA